Messenger RNA from Scomber japonicus (chub mackerel), 1853 nucleotides. It is a transcript of the gene wfikkn2b, whose product is annotated as WAP, follistatin/kazal, immunoglobulin, kunitz and netrin domain containing 2b. The transcript has 2 exons. The coding region runs from base 61 to 1797 and encodes 578 amino acids. The record is from RefSeq and is a predicted model, not a curated record. Gene Ontology annotation, cellular component: extracellular region. NCBI's taxonomy places the organism in Eukaryota, Metazoa, Chordata, Actinopteri, Scombriformes, Scombridae. Gene Ontology annotation, molecular function: protein binding; serine-type endopeptidase inhibitor activity.
AAACCCAAGAACAACCAAAAAAACCCGUCUCCUAUUGUUGAGUUGUGCUCCGCUCUGGCGAUGUGGUGGAUGCUGACUCCACGGUGGAUCUGCCUCCUGGCGUAUGUGAUAGUGUGGAUGGAGCUCCAAGCCGGAGUUUUGUCCCAUGUCACCUAUUCACACGCAGGGAUCUGCCCUAACGACAUGAACCCCAACCUGUGGGUGGAUGCCAUGAGUACCUGCACAAGAGAGUGUGAAUCUGAUCAGGAGUGUGAGUCCUUUGAGAAAUGUUGCCAGAAUGUGUGUGGGAAUCGGAGUUGUGUGGCAGCCCGUUAUGUGGACGGAAAGAAAGGUCCCAUAGGGAUGCCAAAGGAAGCCACCUGCGCCAGUUUUAUGUGCACCCAGCAGGGGUCUGAGUGUGACAUCUGGGAUGGGCAGCCAGUGUGUAAAUGCAGGGACCGCUGUGAGAGGGAACCCCACUUCACCUGCGCCUCUGAUGGCAUGACCUACUACAACAAGUGCUACAUGGAUGCCGAAGCAUGCUCCAAAGGCAUCACCCUCUCUGUUGUCACCUGCCGCUUCCACCUCACCUGGCCGAACACAAGCCCCUCGUUGCCCCAAGCAACCACUCUUCGCCCAACGACUGCUCCCCUCCAGGCGACUAUCCCACCUCCCACACAACCACAGCCACCUGUGGUCAUCAACAGUCCGACCCACCAGGCAGUAAAUGUCGGUGAAACAGCCAGCUUCCUGUGUGACGUGACGGGGCGCCCGCGUCCUGAAAUCACCUGGGAGAAGCAGCAGCCAGACGGGGUAGAGAGGGUGGUCAUGAGGCCCAAUCACGUGCGAGGGAAUAUGGUGGUCACUAACAUCGGUCAGCUGGUCAUCUACAAUGCUCAGCUGCAUGACUCAGGCAUCUACACCUGCACAGCCCAGAACCCGUCCGGCUCAGUGCAGGCCAACCACCCACUCACUGUGCUGCCCACAAAGCCAUCCAAGAGCCCAGAGCCCAAGAACGUGACACGCUGCCUCCCUGAGGAGUGCCUGAAACCCCCUGAUAAUCCAGAGGACUGUGGGAGUGAGCUGGAGAAAGUCAGCUGGUACUACGAACCCAAGGCCAACAACUGCUUCUCCUUCACCCACUGCCAUAGCAACGACAACAGCCAGCAGCCGAGGAAGGUGUUCGAGGCAUACGAGGAUUGCAUGCAGUGCUGUGGUCCAGAGCUGUCGGGCCCCUGCGGCCUCCCCAGUCUUCAGGGCCCUUGUAAGGCGUACGAACCCCGUUGGGCCUACAGCAGCACCCUGCGGCAGUGCCAGUCCUUCAUCUACGGAGGAUGCGAUGGCAACGACAACAACUUUGAAUCCAAAGAAUCAUGUGAAGAGAUGUGCCCCUACCCGAAAAACCACCACUGCAAAGCCUGUAAGCCAAGAGGCAAGAUUGUGACGAGCUUCUGCCGGAGUGACUUCGUCAUCUUAGGUCGCAUGACCGAGCUUACAGAGGAGAAGGACUCGGGUCACGCCCUUGUGACCGUAGAAGAGAUCCUCAAAGACGAGAAGAUGGGCCUCCGCUUCUUUGGCAAGGAGCCUCUAGAAGUCACCUUCCUCAACAUGGACUGGAACUGCCCCUGCCCAAACAUCACAAAUGCAGCCGCCGAGGGUCAGGUCAUCAUUAUGGGCAAUGUCAACGAUGGCAUGGCCGUCCUUCAGCCAGAGAGCUAUGUGGGUGCUUCCAGUCCUCGUCGUGUACGAAAACUCAAAGAGGUCAUCUCCAAGAACACAUGUGACAUUCUCAAAGCGAUCACCAACAGCCCUCAGUAGGGGUAGUGGUAAAAUCUGUACAUACAGUCUGGGGUUGGGAAACCUUACUCAGCAGG